Messenger RNA from Toxotes jaculatrix (banded archerfish), 1806 nucleotides. RefSeq names its product coiled-coil domain-containing protein 148-like. The record is from RefSeq and is a predicted model, not a curated record. The transcript is spliced from 14 exons. The coding region runs from base 1 to 1806 and encodes 601 amino acids. Lineage: Eukaryota; Metazoa; Chordata; Actinopteri; Toxotidae.
AUGAGUGGAAGGGAUCUGCAUAUGUUCAUCACACAGUGCAGAGCAGAAGAUGUGGAGAAACUGACACAGCGGAUGAAAAAUGGUCUACACAGCUCAAAGUACAAACCGGCAGAAUAUAAAAGACUACAAGCUGUUAUUGAUGCAAAACGCCUGGAAUCUGAGCUAAUUGGACAAAAGGUUCAGAAGACUUGCUGUGCAGCGAAGACAACCAAGGAGAGCUCCAUUUUACGACAGCACAGACAGGUGUGGAGCAGAGAAUGCUCCAGGCUGCAAAAAGCUGAGGAGCAGGCUGAGAAAGACAUGCAUGAUUUUCUAGAGCAGAUCAGACCACAUAGUAGGACAGACACUGCCAUCUUCUCCCUUCAAGAUUAUGAGCUUGUCCUUGAGAGGGAGCGGGAGGCGUUCAGGAUAGCCACUGUGGUGCCUGUUCAUCAGCUCAGGGAUGACCUGUGCUUCAGACUGAGUGAGGUACAACAUCAGCAGUUCACUGCCCAUCCAUCAGACUGGGAACAAGUAAUACAACAGAUACAAUUUGUGAAAGACCAGCAAGGUGACAUAACUGCAAAGCUUCAUGCAGACUACCUAGCCUUAGAGGAAGAGAUUAUGUGCCUUGAUUUGGAGAAAUAUCUUACUAAUACUUCAGAACAUAUGGUGAACAUAGAAAACAUUCCAGAGGAGGUUUUGAAUUCAGACUGCCCUUAUCCUGAACUGAAGGACUCCCUGAUCCAGGCCUUCCACUCUCUGUCAGAAAGAUACCAGAGCAGGCUGCAGAGUCUUCAAGAGCAACUGCAGAGAACUGACAGGUUCUGCGGCUGGUAUCCAGAUGACCACCUGCGCUACCAGUUCACUUUGCUUCAGUACACUCAUGACAUACCCAACCACAGAGGACUCUGCAUGGACAUGCUGCAAAGACUCUUCCCUCAGAAAACUAGACGAGAGCUGAUGGAGCAUGAACGCGUGUGGGACUGGCAGCGCUUCACUCAGUCACAGCUGAGCUUAUUGACCCAGCAGUGGCAACGGGACCAGGAAGAGCUACUGGUCAGAGCCUUGGUCACAUUGCAAGAGGCAAGACAUGUCCACCAGGAGGAGCUGGAGCUCCACAGAGCCCGCCAGGACCAGCAGGACAUCUGCUCGCACCUCAGAGAGAAGCUGCAGCGGUGGCGGGCCCAGCAGGAGGAGGUGGCAACGCUGGAGGCAGCUAUAGCUGCUCGACAACAAGCGGAAGAAGAGGCGAGGAUAAAGAGGGAGCUGGAGAAGGAGGCCACCAUCAGGUCACAGCAGAAAGACAAAGUCAGGCAGUUUUAUUUAAAGCAGCAGAAGAGGAGGGAGGUGCUGGAGCAGAGGGAUCAAGAGAGACUUGCUAAUCUGAGGAGCGUCAUGGAAGAACAGGCAAGGCGAGAUAAAGAGAGGGUGCAGUUCAGGGCGGAUAUGUUGCAGCGACGAAGGGAGGAAAGAGAAGCGCGGGAGCUUGAGCGUCAGAGAGAAGAAGAAGAGAAACAGAAUCGUCUGGAAGCUCUCAGAAACCAGGUUGGGGUGGUGGCAGAGGCAGACCCUGAGAGGAUGAUGGCAGAUACAGAAGCUUGGAGGAGUCGACACUUGAAUGUAAAGGGGUUUGAACUCCAGAGGCCUCUCUACAGUAUUAACACAUACACGGACGCACAAAUUGUGUCUGAUCCAAGAGUGAGGGUUGAACAGGCUCUGCGGGAAGCUGGUCUGCACCACAGCCAGUAUGCCAAAGAGGUUCUGUCUAUUAUCAAGCCCUCCAAACCACCUCGGCGAGACACAAAAUCCAUACUUAAGUUCUGA